Messenger RNA from Macrosiphum euphorbiae (potato aphid), 300 nucleotides. The record is from the annotation of a GenBank genome assembly. NCBI's taxonomy places the organism in Eukaryota, Metazoa, Arthropoda, Insecta, Hemiptera, Aphididae.
AUGAGCAAUGGGAAAUGUUUUUUAUAUAGGAUUAUUGAAGAAAAUAAUUUGCAGUGUACAUUUCCUAAUGUAGAAGUAGUGUUGCGUAUAUAUUUAGUUGUGAUGGUGUCCAACUGUAGCGGGGAACGAUCAUUUUCUAAAAUGAAGUUAAUAAAAAACCGACUACGAACUUCGAUGACACAAAGUCGACUAUCAGGCCUUGCACUGUUAAGCAUCGAAAGCGACUUACUACGAUCAUUGGAUUUUUCACAAGUUGUUGAAAAAUUUGCGGCGACGAAAUCUCGCAAAGUUAUCAUAUAA